Esox lucius (northern pike) is the source of this 2049-nucleotide messenger RNA. RefSeq lists its product as uncharacterized. The record is from RefSeq and is a predicted model, not a curated record. NCBI's taxonomy places the organism in Eukaryota, Metazoa, Chordata, Actinopteri, Esociformes, Esocidae. The transcript has 3 exons. Bases 132 to 1037 code for a protein of 301 amino acids.
ACUAUUAAACAACUUGGCAAAGUUGUGAGCAUGUUCCUACAUCGGGAUGAUGUCUCAACUGUCAUAAAUGGCAAGGCUGGAGAGAUUUGUCACAAGGGACAAAUCUAUAGAAAAAGAGCACUCACAGACACAUGGCAAAUCUCCAACGACGAUUCCUUGCUGAACAUCCUGAGCAAACCGUGUCCAAAGCUCAGUUCUUUAGAUUGAGGCCAUUUUGGAUUAUUAGGCCUACAGUUAAAGACAGAGAGACGUGUGCAUGUAAAAUGCACAAGAACAUUGACUUUAAAAUAACAAGACUGCAACAACUGGGAAUCAUUGAAAAAUCAAGCCCAGAGGAUCUUGUGCAGUCCAGUGUGUGUGACACUGGCAACAUGUCCUGCAUGUAUGACAGAUGUCAAAAAUGCAUUGAAAAGACAUUUCCCACAUCCUUAGAUCCUCUCACUCAGGGGAACACUGUCAUUUGGCAAGAGUGGAUUACAAGGUCUGUCACUGUAACAAAGACCCUCAAGGAUGAAUCUAUAGAGGAAAGGCAGACAAAGAAAACCGUCCUCGAAAAGCGUACCUCAUCCAUCGAGCGGUUGCUGGCCCUAACAACAGAACAACUUCCAGGUUUUGCCAUUCACAUGUUUAAUGUCAAGCACCAAUAUUUGACAUUGAAAGCAAUGAAAAAUACCCUAACAGAUGAUGCUGUUGCUGUGCAUGUGGAUUACAGCGAGAAUUACAGCUGCAAAUAUGCUAAAGAAAUCAAGGACACCCAUUUUGGAACUGGGAAUGAUCAGGUAACCCUCCACACCGGGGUAUUUUAUCUCAGUAGGGGCAGAGUGGAAGCCUUUGCAUCCCUCUCAGUCUGCCUACAGCACGAUGCAGUGGCAACCUGGGCUCAUCUUGACCCAGUGCUGAAAUACAUACGAGGAAAGUAUCCUGAAGCCCACAACCUACAUUUAAUUUCAGAUGGCCCAACUUCACAGUAUAGAAACAAAACAUCUUUCUAUCUAGCCUCCACUGUGCCCUUUAUAUGCAUGGAUUUCAAUGGGUGACCUGGAACUAUACUGAGGCAUCACAUGGCAAACGUGCACCAAAUGGAGUAGGUGGGGCCUUGAAGAAUCUUGCAGACAGAAUUGUUUCUUAUGGGACCAGUAUUCCUGAUGCAGAGUCUCUGCAUGAGCAUCUGAAGAACAAUUCAUCAGUGACUCUGUACAAUGUAUCAGAGGAGAAAAUAAAGAACAGCUGUGAAUUGGUUCCCCCUAACCUGAGACACUGAAAAAUACACCAACUGACAUCCACAAAACCGGGAGUCAUAAACACACGGGAGGUGUCAUGCUUUUGUGGAAAAAAUUGCCAGUGCUUUUCUGCAAAUUGCCAUGUGUUCUAUGAGGGAAGAGAUGAGGACCCUGACAAAACCGAGGCCACCAAAGAGGUUGGACAGUGGGUCCUGGUUGAAUACGAUGGUGACUUGUUCCCUGGUACAGUCACACAGAUUGCUGAAGGGCAGUAUGAAGUCGAAACCAUGACUUGUGCAGGGGAAAACCGCUUCUAUGUGCCAAGCAUCAGAUUUCCAGGAGAAAGGGUCUGGUACUAUCGUCAGGACCUAAUCCCAGAACCACUUCCUGUCACCUCCUAGACAUUUCUGCAUUUUACCUGACAUAUGGGCAAAACACAAAAAAUGCUCAUGAAUGAGCUGGGGGAAAACGUGAUUGUUACAAAGCACUCGUUCCAGUUGUUUGUUUUAGUUGUUUGACCAACUCAUAAAUUGAGUUGCUGCAAUUCAAGUUCUUCACAUGAAAUUAUUCUCAGAAAAAAGUUAUGUGGUUGAAUGUCAGGACCAAUGUAUUUUUAGCUAAACUAAACAAAUUUUACAAGAGCAGAUGAUGCUGUUACAUUUAAAUGUUUCUCAGGACCACAUGAUGGUAUGUUACAUUGAAAAAUUUCUCAAGAACACAUGAUUGUAUCUUAUACUAGAAUGCUAAUAUUUAUAUUAAUGGUUGUAUAUUUGUUAUUGCUACAGUGUAGGCUAAAUGACAUGAUUCUUUAUGACUGUAACUUGUAUAC